This is a messenger RNA of Venustampulla echinocandica, 1803 nucleotides long. RefSeq lists its product as uncharacterized. The transcript has 5 exons. Lineage: Eukaryota; Fungi; Ascomycota; Leotiomycetes; Helotiales; Pleuroascaceae. Bases 1 to 1803 code for a protein of 600 amino acids. The record is from RefSeq and is a predicted model, not a curated record.
AUGGUCAACAUAGGACGUGAGAACUCCUUACUACAAGGCGAGUUCCACCCCACCAGGGAUGGCUGGACUCGCAAUGAAAGACCUUAUAUGGAGAUCCCGCCAGAAACGAGAUACUCGGCGCCCCUUAAUCCUAGCUAUCCUAUGCUGAUCGAGACCGCAUUGAGAGAAGGUGCUCAAGUUCCCGUGAAAGACUUCGUUCUCGUUGUGAAGCUUGAGAAUGGAGAAACAAGAACAUACACCUCAACUUCUUUGAAACCAUAUCACCAGAAGCUGUUCCCAGAAAGUUACAUACGCCUGUUCCAUGAUCAUACGCGGAAGGCCGGUGCAGAUAGAUCGUAUCCGACCUCAGCCUAUAGUCAAGAGAGCAUGUAUGGUGAAUUCGACGUUGAUAGUGCCAAUGGGUACCGGAGACAGUCCAGCAGUGGAGGAGAGUCAUCGUCCGAUAUGGGACGUCUUUACCGCCCUCGUCAAUCGAGAGCCCAAGGGCCAGGUCAAGAUAUGAUAGGGGGUAAAAGGAAGCGAACUCAUCACCCUGAUAAUGAUGCUCCUAUUCCAGUCCCUGCCCAGAAAUUCCAACCUCUCGUCAUCGGGGAUGCAGCUGAAGUCGAGAAGUACUACAAGGGUCGGUUUAAGGAUAUGCAACAGUCUUCAUGCAAGGUCAUGGGGAAGGCAUUUGUUAAAUUGGUUGAGCCCAAGAAGCAAACGCACCAUCCAUAUAUCAAAGGCGAUACGCAAGCUCCACCGUGGUGGCCGCCAACCACCGGCGAGAACUCCGUUCGGCACAAGGAGCCAGAUCAUUUACUUAAACCUGAACGCAUUCGGCUCCUAGUCCACAUUCUCCGCAUGAUUGUUGAGCGUCCAGAGAACCAAUGUCCAACGGUGCGGAAACUUAGUCUCAAUGUAAAGAAGCUGGAAGAUGUGACCAUGGAGGUCAUGUCGAAUUGGUUUUCCGAAGAGGCGCAUCCCGAAAAUGCAGCCAAGAGGCCCUUCCUCAAAGAGAUAUUCAAAGUCGCGAAGGCCGAGGAACGCUACAAGAAUGGCGAAAUUGAUGCCGAUACCGAGAUCCCGAUUAUGUGCGGUGAACUUUCUGGGGUCGAAGAAUCGGAUGGUGAAGACGAUGGACUGAAGGAAGAAGACGAUGAACAGGGCAAUGUAGCCCUUACCAACGUAUCCACGACCCCUGACAGCCUUGUCUCCCCCACCACCAUGAUGCCGAACUUGCAGCACCAUCAAUCCCAGUUCGAUUCGGACUCUCAAAACAUAAUUCAGUCCCGACCACAUCCAACGAUGGUUCGCAAUACUCCACAUCCGCAACAUAUCGAAGACCAUCCCCCCUAUUAUUCGACGUUCCAUCGCCCCAUGGGCACAUUCCAAUCCCAUAGCCCAGGGCUUCAAGAUGGCUAUCGUCCAGGUUUCACGAGUCCCCAGCAGAACAUGUAUGCUGGAGGCUGGCCAAGCACAACUAUGGGCAGCAAUGGAUCGCUUCCAUCAAAUUGUUACGUUACGAGCAUGCCUGAAUCAUCACUUACACUACCGCAUGGGGGAGUUCAACUGCCUGCACUACAACCUGGACCCCAUGCUCAACAGGGCAUCGCACCUCCAAGGGCGUAUGACGGGCUACCACCGGUCCCCAGGCAUUACGACUCAGGGCCUGCACUCGGUAAUCAAUUGAGAACUGGUAGUUUGGGCCAUCCUCAUCAAAUGUCUCCAAGUCAUAGCUUCGGUGAAUAUCUUCAAGACGGCAACUCGUUUGGUCACCACGACUCCGACUUGAAAGAAGAGCACCACAUGCGCUCCAGUUAA